ACGGCCCACACUCGAAUGUUAUGUGUAAAAAGUGCGACUGUAAGUAAAGCCUACGUCAUCAAAACGCGACGUGACGAUUUCAUGUGAACAAUAAGCGCGAAGCGUAGACGUUGAAGCAAAUGCUGUGAAACAAGUCGUUUAUGACAUCAUCGUGUAGGUUAUAUCGACCACGCUGUUUUUCUGUUGUAGCUGCUAAUGAAUCCCUUAAUUAGACGGAGGCUUCCGCCGUCUGUGCGGAGUCUCCUGACAGACAUCGGUCCUAAGGAGGAGUGGAAUGACACUGAGGCUGACCCUGUGAGUAGAGAUGGCGUUCUGCUUCCGUCCAGAGCUGCUGCCUGUCAGGAAGAGGAGUUCCUUACACCCGCCAAGACACGAAAUGAAGAGUCUACAAAGGAUGGAAGUAGUGACAGGGGGACAGCAGUCUGUAUGUUGUGUAAAAGUAAACCCUCUUGCUACACAUGUCCUCGGUGUAACCUGCAUUAUUGUGGCUUGGCUUGCUACCGGAGCCCUGAUCACUCUGCCUGCUCUGAGGAGUUUUAUAAGGAAUCAGUUCUACAGGAGCUGAAGAAUAUGGGGAAAACCGAAAGUGAGGGGAAAAAGAAAAUGCAAGAGAUUCUCAUGGGACUCAGACAAAAGGCAGAAUGUAAAGAAGGGGGGAUGGAAAGUUUAUUAAAAGAAGUAGGCAUUGUGUCAGAUGACGCAGACAUCGGAAAACAAGUUGCCACAGAAGAAGUGCAGGUUGUGGAGCUCCUGUCCAGGUUAGCAGAAAUCCAACAGUCUGGAGAAGGAAGUGAAGCUGAGAUUGUGGAUAUUCUAAAAAAACUUGAAGAGAUUGAUGGAGGUGAGCUCUCUGGCAUAGACACCACUGAAAAUUUAGAGGAGGAGGUAGACUUGGCUGAUCGGCUGUCAGGUCUAGUUAUUGACGAACUUUCAGAAGAGGAGCUGUGGGAACUUCUCAACAGUAAAGAGAAAGAGACAUUCUUGGGUCUGAUGAAAAGUGGAUCUCUUGGCAAGCUGGUUCCUGCAUGGAAGCCAUGGUGGGAGGAACAUGAAGAGGGAGGUGGAUCAUUGGUGGAGGAGCUUUCUGAAGAAAUGGGCAAACUCGACACAGAAAAUGUGAAAGCUCUGGUACAGGAUCAUAAAGUGAAGACAUCCCCUAUUCAGAAACAGGGCAAAACACAUUUGAACCUGAGCAACACACAGGAAACGAGCAAUAGCUCAAGUUCAAAAGUGCCACCAAUUUCUGCAAAAAUUCCAAAGUUAACCUCCUUGUGUGCGAAUCCAUCUGUGCUGGUGUGUUACAGCUUGGUCAAUGCACUUUUUGGCUACACCUUCACUCUGUCCUUGUUAAAUGGUGAUACUGACUCACUUAUGUUUGAAUUCUGUGACAUGAUUCUUGCUCUGUCCGAGGCACUAAACUCAAGCAGGGUGUUCAGCUCUAUCAAAGACGCCCUUGAAUCUGGAGAAAGUCUCGUUUUAGGUGGUGGCUACUUUGACAAGGAGGAUCCUCUGGCCUCAGACAGGGCAGUGGAAGCUGUGGCUCACAUCAUGACCGGCAGAGACAGAAAGGAUGCUACAGGAUACUGCCUCGCAGCGCUGAGUCAGCUUCGCUCUGUGCUCUCCAAGGCCAGAACAGCCUUGUCGAAAGAGGGACAGGAAGGGACAAGGAGACGGAACUACUUCCUGGCAAGCAAGAAAUGUGAAUUCUUUCAAGCCUGGGUUAUGGACAAUGCACAACAAAUUCGUAAAGUAGCUCUUGAGUUGUGGAACGAAUACAGUAGAAAAGAGAGUGUAAGGAAGAGCAUAAAGGAAGCAAAGACUGCAGUUGAGAAGGUACUGGAGAAGAGGAAAGGGGAUAAUACGCUUAUUGAAGAACUGAGUUAAUAAAGUGUUGAUGUUGUUAAAAAGUAGUAAUUUCAUAAAAUACCUGACAGGGAAUUUCAACCCUAUAAAGUAAAGAUGAGAUGAGAUUGUACUGUACAUAUUGUACUGAAUAUAACCACUUACAACUUACAGUGAAUUAUUCAGUUUGCAGAAUUUAAGUAUGCUAUUAACUCUCUGGCCUUUAAAAUACAUGGUUCCUUCUCUGAGCAGUUUUAUUUUAUAUUAAACAUUUAUUCAAAUUAAAAACUGUAAACGAAUAAUUUUAUUAAUAAAAUAUUGUUGAAUAGUU
Messenger RNA from Betta splendens (Siamese fighting fish), 2173 nucleotides. It is a transcript of the gene znhit2, whose product is annotated as zinc finger, HIT-type containing 2. The record is from RefSeq and is a predicted model, not a curated record. NCBI's taxonomy places the organism in Eukaryota, Metazoa, Chordata, Actinopteri, Anabantiformes, Osphronemidae. The coding region runs from base 196 to 1884 and encodes 562 amino acids. The transcript is spliced from 2 exons.